Messenger RNA from Dreissena polymorpha, 3406 nucleotides. RefSeq names its product osteoclast-stimulating factor 1-like. The transcript is spliced from 8 exons. Bases 128 to 778 code for a protein of 216 amino acids. The record is from RefSeq and is a predicted model, not a curated record. Gene Ontology annotation, biological process: signal transduction. Lineage: Eukaryota; Metazoa; Mollusca; Bivalvia; Myida; Dreissenidae. Gene Ontology annotation, molecular function: protein binding.
AAUUAGCCCUUGCACCGGUUGUCAAUUCUCUUCCGCAUUUGCACAAGGCAGUUGCACAUUGUUUUUUUCAUUGAUUCAUUCACUGACAUCGUGGUUUGUUGCGUGCUCAUGCAAUUGCAUAUCCAGAAUGUCUUCUAAAACACCCGUUCGACCUCCACCACCCGUUCCGAAACCAGGUCAUGUGAAAGUAGUGAGAGCACUGUACAAGUAUGAUGCCCAACAGAAUGAUGAGCUAUCAUUUGAGGAGGGUGAGCUGCUCUACAUACAGGACAUGUCCAACAAGGACUGGUGGAAGGCGCGCUGUGGCAACAAGUCGGGGCUCAUUCCCAGCAAUUAUGUUGAAGAGAACAUGGAGACCGUGGACUGUCCAUUACACGAGGCAGCCAAGAGGGGCAAUAUAGACUUUCUCCAGGAGUGUUUGCGUAAUCAGGUCUCUGUGAAUGCGCUGGACAAAGCAGGAUCCACAGCUCUGCACUGGGCGGCACAUGGCGGUCAUGUGGAAUGCAUGAAGGCCCUGCUGGGAGUACCCAACUGUCAGGUGUCUGUGCAGAACAAGCUGGGUGACACGCCCAUCCAUUCAGCAGCGUGGAAGGGGCAUGCAGAUGCUGUGCAGAUACUCUUGGAUAAUGGUGCUGUUGUCGACCUGUACAACAAGGAAGGCAAGCUGCCGUACCAGCUGUCAAAGGAUCCCGCCACCACAGCACUGCUCAGACUGGCUGCUGGGAUGACCCGUGCUCUGUCGGGAGACUAUGGCAAUGAAGAAGAAGACUCUGACUGAUUGGUCCAUAGGAGUCACAUGACUCCAACUGAUGUGUUGAUAAGUCACAUGACUGCACUGGGGUCUCAGAUUGGUCAGAUUUGCAGAAGUUAUAAGUUUGGAUAUUAAACUAUAGACGGAAAGGAAGUUCAAGUAUUACAAUUUGUAUAUGAAAUAGAAAUAAUUCUUAUUGUUUUAUUUUCAGGAAUGCUUUUGGUAUAUAAUCCAAAAUUAUUUCAAGGAUAUACAUAAUAUAUACAUACAUAUUGUUUUGUAAAUGCAAGUUUUCAUAUCAUUAGUGGAUUAAGGCAUAGCUAUGGAACAAAAACUACAAUUUUCUUAAGUCUGUGAAUAUAGAUUAUUAUAAUAGUGCAAUAAGAACAAUUGUUUUGGUCAUUUAUUAUGACACAUUUUACAAAAACAUGAAAUUACUUUCUUGGGAAUUACAUUUUAUUAUGAAAGUUGCUGAAAGAGUUUAAAUUAACCUAGUUUUCUUUAGUAUAUUUUAAGUUUAUAUGUUUGCAAGACAUCCUUUAUGACUCUUGUGGUUUUUUCCCUCUGGGUAUGUCCACCUUGUUAACUUGAGAACUUCAAUAAAUUUAGCCUUUAUGCGAUCCGUAAGUGAACAAGAGUUGAAGACGUUUUACUAUACUAUUAAUUUAGUAUGUUUGUUUAAUUUUUUUAUAUGAACAUAUAUUUCUUAUAGUGCCACAUCCGCAGACUAUUUAAUCUAGUGUUAUUGGGAAAAGUUCCAAUAACCAAAAGAUAUAUGUAUGAGUUAUAUUUGAAAAAUGUAUCAAAAUAACCUUUAUAAUAAUAUUUAUCCAAUUUACCCCACAUUUCUUAUACAUGAUUAUGUGUAGGUAACAGUUUUUACUUCCACAUCUCAUUUUUAUUACUGAAAUACUUGGAAUCUCAUCAUUAAUAUAGCCUUGCUCUGGGAAAACAGGGCCUAAUGCAGGUGUGCAGUGUCCUCCUACAGGUGUGCUGUGUCCUCGUACAGGUGUGCAGUGUCCUACAGGUGUGCAGUGUCCUCCUAGAUUAUCUUGUGCAAUCUGGACAGGCUUAUCAGGGACAACACUGUCAUCCUAAACUGGUUUUUUCUUUAAAUGAAAACCACAAUAAAGCAAAAUGUGUUGUCUCUGUUUAGCAUGUGCAGACUUCACACAUAUGCAUUAAGCCAGGUUUUCACACAUAUGCAUUAAGCCCGGUAUUCCCAGAGUGAGGUAUAUAUAGAUUAAGAAGAUAAUCUAGACAGAAAAUAGGAGCUAUUUUAUAUUUCAGAUUCAACACACAAACUUUUCACUGAUAUAUCUAGUGCAUGGAUAAGGUCUUGUAAAACAAACUGGUGCACAGGUUACCAUAGUAUGUUGUUAAAUAUUAAAUCUUAUUAUUUUUACCUAUUUGUGGAGAUGUGUAAUUCACUCAUUUACACAAAUUAAGACACUUACUAUAUAUAUGCCUCAAAAUUAUGAAUUCUGGUUGUAUAUUCCUUACUUAUUUUAUCUAAAUUCAAUGCUUGCUAGUUGUAAAUUUUAAUAAGUACAUAUAAAUCUACAACAAAUUUACAUCAAAUGUUCAGUCUUAAGCAGUAAUGUAUUGUCUUUUUUUGCACCAAGGAUGUAUUGCCAACUUAGUGUGUUUGUUUCAGUUUAGUUUUACAUAUUUAAAGUUACAUUAAUUAUUUCCCAACAAAUUUAAUAUUGCAUCCCACCUAUAUUUCCCUUGCUAAAAAUAUAUAUUAUGUAGGAGUUAAAUUGAUCUUGUUUGUUAAGGUUCCUCAUAAAUGUGAUAAAUGUUGAUUUGUUGUUAAAUUCUAUUGUUGUUAUGGUAAUUUUUAAUAUCCAUGUUAUACAAAGGCCCUAGGUUGAUCAACCAAGAUAGUUUAGAGAUUUUCAGUCGUUGUGCUAGAUAAGUUUUCUUCAAUCGUGUAACAACUGGAGCUUUACCAUUUAACCCAACGAGUAUGACUUCAAAAAAUUAUGUAGUGACCUACAUGGGUUAUGGACCAAAAUGAUUUUAAUAUCUUUGCACGAGGGUCACCCAAGGGUCAUUGCUUUUAAGUUAAUUAAAAUCUGCUAAGCAGUUCAGGAGGUCAUUGGAAGAAAAGUCAAGUACAGGCGCACUCACACAUGGACUUAUAGACAACAGACACUGUAUGCUUAAAGCUCAUUAUAAAUAUGUUCUCAGGUGAGCUCAUUAAAGUGUAUCUUUUCUAUAAAUAAAUACAUACCGCUUAUAUUGUUUGACAAAGAUUGUUUCAUGGCAGUGGCUUUCAAUGGGGAACAUACAACACUGUAAGCAAUAGCAAUAAUAAAUAACACUUGCCUUGAAUACUCCACCACAACAUCUGUCAGGGAAUACUUUCAUUAACAAACAAUUUUUGUUUUCUUAUUUGCAUUUCUUAGCAUAAAAGGUAACAGUUCCCAACAAAAGUAGCCUAAAUUAGAAAAGUAUUAUAUACUGUUUUGUAAUCUGGUUUAUGGUCUCUGCUUCAAACAACAUGCUUAAUUGUCAGUUUAUUAAGUAGUUGACAUUACACCAUUUGUUAUUAUAACAUUCCUGUAAAUAUGUACUAUUGCAUGUUACAAUGAUUGCUUUUGAAUUCUAUUUAUAUUACAGAAUUAUAAUAAAGUGAUACAUUUUUUA